CGUUUUAAACCCUCGGAGUCCUCGGAGCGGGCUGGCGUGGGAGGUGGAGAAAGGCAGGCGGCAGACCUUGCUGCAGCCGGGCAUGGGGCGGACAACCCGCCUCCAUCAAAGCUUUGGAACCUGCGAGACGCGGAGUUCCUGACAGGAGCAGUUCGGGAAAAGCCGAGAGAACACAGGAAGGUGGACUAGAGGCGCUUCGCGGGUGCCUGGACAACGCCAGCCGCGGCCCCACCUGCGAAGGGGCGGGACCUUACGGCGCUGGACCAAUCAGCACCUACCUGCGCUCACCUGGCCUCCUCCCGCCGGUUCCCGAGAGCUGCGGUGCUCAAACGGGCGCGGAGAGCCUACUGGAGCGCUAGCCCGUGGUAGCGGUAGCUUCUUCACCUCUCUCCAGCCAUGGGGCUCUCUAGUGGAACUCUCGCGUCCCUCCUCCGCCUCUUCCUCCUACUCCAGGCGCAGAUUUGCUGGCUGCCAUGCGCGGCUUCCGAGCCGUGUGGGACGGGCUUCGGGGGAGCUGAAGUGACCUUGGAGGCGGGAGGCGCGGAGCUGGAGCCGAGCCAGGCGCCGGGGAAAGGACUUUUCGUGGGUUGCCCUGGGCAAGAGUUGGCCCCGCUUAGCACUGACGAUGACUUCACUGUGCUGAAUGACAGAACAGCCCAAGAAAGGAAGGCAUUAAAGAUUUCCUCCUCCAAACGUAUCUUACGAAGACGCAAGAGAGAAUGGGUGGUCCCGCCAAUAUCUAUCCCUGAGAAUGGCAAGGGUCCCUUCCCCCAGAGGCUGAAUCAGCUCAAAUCUAAUAAGGAUAGAGGCACCAAGAUUUUCUACAGCAUCACAGGGCCUGGGGCAGACAGCCCCCCUGAGGAUGUCUUUGCCAUAGAGAAAGAAACAGGCUGGUUGCUAUUGAAGGUGCCCCUGGACCGGGAGAAGAUUGCCAAGUAUGAGCUCUUUGGCCAUGCUGUGUCAGAGAAUGGUGCCUCAGUGGAAGAGCCCAUGAACAUCUCCAUCAUUGUGACAGACCAGAAUGACCACAAGCCCAAGUUCACCCAGGAUGUCUUCAGAGGGAGUGUCUUGGAGGGGGUACUACCCGGUACUUCUGUAAUGCAAGUGACAGCCACAGAUGAGGACGAUGCCAUCAACACCUACAAUGGGGUGGUUGCUUACUCCAUCCAUAGCCAGGAGCCAAAGGACCCGCAUGAGCUCAUGUUCACCAUCCACCGGAGCACAGGCACCAUCAGCGUCAUCUCCAGUGGCCUGGACCGGGAGAAAGCCCCCGAAUACACACUGACCAUCCAGGCUACAGACAUGGAUGGGGACGGCUCCACCACCACGGCAGUGGCCAUAGUGGAAAUCCUCGAUGCCAAUGAUAACGCUCCCGUGUUUGAUCCCCAGAAGUACGAGGCCUCUGUGCCUGAGAACGUGGUGGGCCACGAAGUGCAGAGGUUGACAGUGACGGAUGCGGACACCUUCAACUCACCAGCAUGGCGCGCCGUCUACCGCAUCCUGGAAGGUGAUGACGGGGACCAUUUUAACAUCACCACUCACUCUGAGAGUAACCAGGGUAUCCUAACAACGAAGAAGGGCUUGGAUUUUGAAGCCAAAUCCCAGUACACCCUGUACGUUGAAGUGACCAAUGAUGCUGUGUUUGUGGUGAAGCUCCCAACCUCCACAGCCACCGUAGUGGUCCAUGUACAAGAUGUGAAUGAGGCACCUGUGUUCGUCCCACCCUCCAAAGUCAUCGAGGUGCAGGAAGGCAUCUCCAUCGGGGAGCCUGUCUGCACCUACACCGCACAGGACCCUGACCAGGGCAGUCAGAAGAUCAGCUACCACAUCCUGAGAGACCCAGCAGGGUGGCUAGCAAUGGACGCAGACAGUGGGCAGGUCACUGCUGUGGGGGUCUUGGACCGCGAGGAUGAGCAGUUUGUGAAGAACAACAUCUACGAAGUCACCGUCUUGGCCACGGACGAUGGGAACCGUCCCGCCACUGGCACGGGGACCCUCCUGCUAACACUCACGGAUGUCAAUGACCACGGCCCAGUCCCUGAGCCCCGUCAGAUCACCAUCUGCAACCAAAGUCCUGUGCCCCAAGUGCUGAACAUCACGGACAAGGACCUGGCCCCCCACACCGCCCCUUUCCAGGCCCAGCUCACACAUGACUCGGACAUCUACUGGAUGGCAGAGGUCAAUGAGAAAGGAGACACAGUGGCCUUGUCACUGAAGAAGUUCCUGAAGCAAGACACAUAUGACGUGCAUCUUUCUCUGUCUGACCAUGGCAACAAGGAACAGCUGACAGUGAUCAGGGCUACCGUGUGUGACUGCCAUGGCCACGUGAAGAACUGCCCCGAACCCUGGAAGGGGGGUUUCCUCUUGCCCAUCCUGGGGGCCAUCCUGGCUCUGCUGCUUCUCCUGCUGGUUCUUCUCUUACUGGUGAGAAAGAAGCGGAAGGUCAAGGAGCCCCUUCUGCUCCCGGAAGAUGACACCCGUGACAAUGUCUUCUACUAUGGCGAAGAGGGGGGUGGUGAGGAGGACCAGGACUAUGACAUCACCCAACUCCACCGGGGUCUAGAGGCACGGCCCGAGGUGGUUCUCCGAAACGAUGUGGCACCAACCUUCAUCCCCACACCCAUGUACCGCCCACGUCCAGCCAACCCAGAUGAAAUCGGCAACUUCAUCAUCGAGAACUUGAAGGCCGCUAACACGGACCCCACAGCCCCGCCCUAUGACUCGCUGUUGGUGUUCGACUAUGAGGGCAGCGGCUCUGAUGCCGCCUCCCUGAGCUCCCUCACCUCCUCGGCCUCUGACCAGGACCAAGACUAUGACUACCUGAACGAGUGGGGCAGCCGCUUCCGGAAGCUCGCGGACAUGUAUGGUGGUGGCCAGGACGACUAGGCCUCUGGGCCAGCAGGCCACAGCUGCAUCUUUAAGGGGUUGCAUUCCCACCCCACCCCCCAGCCAAGGACCUUGGAGCUAUUGAGAAGUGGCCUUAGCAACCUGAAGGGAAGAGGCCUCGAAUCUGACGAGAGGGGUUGGUUUCGGAGCCUUUCAGAAUGGAGGGCCAUGGGCAGUUUGACUUCUCAGCUUAGGCCCUGGGAGGCUGAAUUUCCGGGACAUUCUUCAUAAAAUGCUCCGCCCUGUGUCCUGGGCCUGGAUGGACCUGACUCCCCCAUGAAAACAUUCUCUCUGGAAUGGACCCUUCUCCUUAGAUAGAGGCCUCUUACGGCAACCUGAAUUUUUUUUUUUUUUUAAAUGCUGUUUUCAAAAAGUUAGAGGCGGGUCCUCAACUGUCCCCUGGAGCCCUCCAGAAGCCCAGGCCAGAGCUGCUCGACUCACGUGCUCUCAUGCACUUCUCUCUGAUCUCUAGGACCAAGGCCUCCUAUUUGAAUAGAUUACUGCGUUUUUAUACUGAGCGCGUCUAGGUUGUCCUUUAUUUUUUAUUUUUUAUUUUCCCUAUGGAGUGCUGUAGAUGAAGGGUGAUGACAAUCGUGUAAAUGUACUAGAACUUUUUUAUUAAAGGAACUUUUCCCAGA
Rhinolophus ferrumequinum (greater horseshoe bat) is the source of this 3524-nucleotide messenger RNA. RefSeq names its product cadherin 3 (gene CDH3). Gene Ontology annotation, biological process: homophilic cell-cell adhesion; cell-cell junction assembly; calcium-dependent cell-cell adhesion. The coding region runs from base 397 to 2886 and encodes 829 amino acids. Gene Ontology annotation, molecular function: cadherin binding; calcium ion binding. Lineage: Eukaryota; Metazoa; Chordata; Mammalia; Chiroptera; Rhinolophidae. Gene Ontology annotation, cellular component: adherens junction; plasma membrane; cytoplasm. The transcript is spliced from 17 exons. The record is from RefSeq and is a predicted model, not a curated record.